Aplosporella prunicola CBS 121167 is the source of this 612-nucleotide messenger RNA. RefSeq lists its product as uncharacterized. The record is from RefSeq and is a predicted model, not a curated record. The transcript has a single exon. The coding region runs from base 133 to 456 and encodes 107 amino acids. NCBI's taxonomy places the organism in Eukaryota, Fungi, Ascomycota, Dothideomycetes, Botryosphaeriales, Aplosporellaceae.
UUCCGUGUGUCUGCGCAGGGGGGUGGAAAGAUUAAAGAUCCUAAGGGUAAAGUUAAAUAUGGUUUUAUUUCUACUAAUCUGUCAACAGUAAGAUUUGCUGACGACUUCAUAGUAUUAGCAAGAUCCAAACGAAUGAUAGAAGAAACGAUUAAACCAUGUGUCGAGAACUUCCUUAAACAAAGAGGACUCUUACUCUCCGACGAGAAGACUAAGAUACUCUCUAUCAGAAAUGGAGAUAAACUUAACUUCUUAGGUUAUACUUUCCAAUACAUUGGUGAAAUCUCUCGUAAAUAUAAGUUAUUCAAUUAUCGUCAAGGACGAGAAGCUAUAGCCUGUUACCCUCAAAAAGGGGAAUAUGAAGCUAUUGUAGAAAAACUAAGAGAGAUGUUUACAAAAGGAUAUAAUUCACCAUCUUAUUCUCUAAUAGCACAAGCUAAUCCUGUCAUAAGAGGAUGAGCUCAAUACUUCAAUCUAGGACAGAGUUAUAAAUUAAGAAAUGAACUUAAUUUCUAUUUAUAUAAAUUUGCCUGAAAGUGAGCUGAGCACAAACAUCCAAGAUGAGGAAGGAUGAAAAUAGCUAGACGGUACUUCUUAGAUACAAUCAGAUCUAUG